Molecule: messenger RNA, 201 nt
Organism: Sphenostylis stenocarpa
Lineage: Eukaryota; Viridiplantae; Streptophyta; Magnoliopsida; Fabales; Fabaceae
Source: the annotation of a GenBank genome assembly
AUGCCAGCUUUUGGACACGUGUUGAAGGAACGUGGAGUGUUGGGGUGGACCCGCAAGGCCCGCGUUUUGCUCCAACACUUGUCUACUCUAAAAACUCCUGGCUUCUUGCUCCGUAGCAUGAAGUGGAAAGGUGACGUUGGAAUGGAUCCUGAUAAUAAAGCCGAAAUGAAUCCAAAAAUUUGGCUCGCAAAAUGCGUCUAG